GCUACAGUCUCUCAGGGAUCCAGGGAACUCUCUGGAUGCUUCUGAAAGCUCAGAUAAACAGAGGUGAGAAAACAUUACUGUGAUUGCCAGGAAUUGCUCUCCCCUCUUAGAAGGGUAGUAUAUCUCACCCAGCCCAUGAGCGCUCUGCAAUGUGAAUGAUUUGCUGACAUGGUGAGCCAUCACUCUACCUGGAACACAUCCUGAAGAUUCCAGUGUAGCAUGAUGACUGGGAAGAAUGUAAAGAGAGAGGGAAAUUUUUCAACUCCCCAGGGGAAUAAAAAAGUACAGAAUGCAGAAUGCACCUUGUGCAGUCAAUAUGAGGAAAAGGUUCGUCCCAGUAUCGAUCUCAUUGACUCCUUGAGAGCGCUUGGAAUAGAAAAGGACCUGGGUUUGCCAGCAAUUGCAGUGAUUGGAGACCAGAGUUCUGGAAAAAGCUCCGUUCUAGAAGCCCUGUCCGGAGUUGCUCUUUCUAGAGGCAGUGGUAUUGUUACCAGAUGUCCUCUAGAGCUCAAACUGAAGAAAGUGCAUAACACACAGGAAUGGAAAGGAAAAAUUACUUACUUGGAGAUAAUGCAGGAGUUGAAUGGUCCCUCAGAAGUGGAACAAGAAAUAAGGAAAGCCCAGGAUGCAAUGGCUGGUGAAGGAGUGGGCAUUAGUCACGAACUAAUUUCCCUAGAAAUUAGCUCCCCGAAUGUUCCAGAUCUGACACUGAUUGAUCUGCCAGGGAUUGCUAGAGUGGCUGUUGGGAGUCAGCCUCAAGACAUUGGCAAGCAGAUCAUAACUCUUAUUAAAAAGUAUAUUCAUAAGCAACAAACUAUAAAUCUGGUAGUAGUGCCAAGUAAUGUGGAUAUUGCAACAACAGAAGCCCUAAAAAUGGCUAAAGAGGUGGACCCUAACGGGGAGAGAACCCUUGGGAUUCUCACAAAACCUGAUUUGGUCGACAAAGGAACGGAGAGAGAUGUCACUGACAUAGUCCGAAAUCUCAGUGUCCCCCUAAGAAAGGGCUACAUGAUUGUUAAAUGUCGUGGGCAGCAGGACAUCCAUGACAACUUGUCGCUGGCCUCUGCAAUCCAGAAAGAGAGACAAUUCUUUGAGGAACAUGAAUAUUUUCGUGUUCUUUUUGAAGAAGGAAAAGCCACCAUCCCCUUUUUGGCAGAGAGACUAACACAGGAACUGAUAGAGCACAUUAAUAAAUCACUACCAACUUUAGAAAACCAGAUAAAGGAAAAACUUCAGUUGGCAAACAACAGGCUACAAAAAUGUGGCAAAGGUGUGCCAGAAUCAGUGGAAGAUCAGAUGCCCUUCCUAGUAGAUAAACUCAAACUCUUUAAUCAGAACAUCAUAAAUUCAGUGCAUGGUGAAGAAAUUGUAAUUGAUAAAACAAAAAAAAGACUAUUCACACAAGUUCGAAAAUGCUUUAAUGAGUGGGAAAAUUAUGUUCAUGACAGUGAACUGAAAGUAAAUGACAUUAUGAAAGAAGAAGUGUGGGGCUUUGAAAAUCAGUAUCGUGGAAGAGAGCUCCCAGGAUUUGUCAAUUACAAAACUUUUGAGGCCAUUGUGAAACAACAAAUUGUGCUGCUGAAAUCACCUGCUAUUAUGACCCUGAAGACAGUUACAGAGCUUGUACAAGAAACUUUUACUGAUAUUGCCAGGCAACACUUUGAGAACUUUUUCUACCUUUUCAGAGCAGCAAAGAAUAGAAUUGAAGACAUAAAACAAAAACAAGAAGAGGAAGCUGAAAUUGUAAUCGCUAAUCAGUUCAAAAUGGAACACAUCGUUUACUGUCAGGACAGACUUUACAGCGAGGAUUUACAGGAAGUUAGAAAAACUGCUGGAGUCCUCUCUUUCGGUGCUGCUGUUGCUCAUGUUAAAUCUGUUGCCUCUCAAAAACAGUAUUCCAUUGAUGAAAUGACUUAUCACUUGAAUGCAUAUUUCAAGGGUGCAGGCAAUCGUCUUUCCACUCAAAUCCCUUUGAUUAUUCAGUCCCAUGUUCUCCAGGACUAUGCUGAAAAGUUACAGAAUGCAAUGCUGCAACUUUUGCAAGAUAAAGAUCAGUUCAGCAUUCUUCUUUCUGAGAAGAAAGAUGCUUCCAAUGAAAGGAAAAUUUUGAAGGAAAGAAUUAAACGACUGACACAAGCUCGACAACGCUUAGCAAAGUUUCCAGGUUAAAGCAAAUGCACGAAGCAUCAGCACUUACGUUUAACUCAAUGGUCUCCAACCUUUUUACAUCCAAGAUCACUUUUUAAAUGUCAGCCAUGCGCUUCCUGAGCAGUUGGAGUUGGCACAGUCCCAGGAUUCCUACCCCCCUACACAGGAAGGCAGCAGGGGGAAGAAAGUUGCAUGCAACACAUCCAGCAUUUCAGGAAACACGCUGGCUGUUUGGGGAAGGGGAAGAGCAACCCGCAUGCUUCCCGAGGCCUCGGACCUGAUUUCCCUCCUCCCCCCCAUGCCGCAGGAAGCAGGCGCUACCUCCACUGUCGCUGGAGGUAGCCUCAGCGAGGUCUGCUUCUUGGGGGUGAGGGGAAAUUGGGAGGGCCCCGAAUACCUCGUGAUCGACGAGUCAAUCACAAUCAGCAGGUUGGUGACCAUGAGUUUAACUCUUAUGUGUGUGCGUUAGUUAACCUAGGCCUAAAGAUUCAGUAGUAACAGUUGGGCACUGAGGACGUUUGAAAAUCAGGCCACUUAUUACAUGACAGAAUAUGGAUUUUGAUGCCUUCCUGUUUUUGAAAAUCCUGACCCUGGUGACCUCUAACUGGGAAUAGCCUGGAUAGGGAAGAGGAGUUGGCCUUCAAAUUUCAGUGUGUGGAGGAUUCUUCUCUCCUCAGGGGGGAAACAUAGUUUCUUUAUAAUACUGGCCACACUGGAAUCCUGACCAAGUUCAUACAACUGGGGGAAGGAAGUAAAGUCUGAAUUUCCUGCCAGAACGUCUCUGUACCAGACCCAUCUUACACUCCCAUCUCACAAUAUCUGAGACAUCCCUUCAGGGCAUCUUGCAGCUGCAUUGCUGCCCAGCUCCCAUGAUCCCCUGAUAGCAUGUCUCCUUUUAUGUCAGCCACCUCUAUUCUAGAAAUGCCCCCCGCCCUCCUUACCAGCCCCUCUAGCAGCCAUCUUCAAAUACAUAGAACUGGGACCGCAUACAGAGGAGCCGACCGCCUCAUUGAGCCCCUGGACAAGGCGGGAGAUGGGGGCAGGGCCUCAGGCAGAAGUGGGGGGCCAGGGGCAGUCAACCUUCAUUGUUGCCUGGACUGUGGCACAUCCUCCCCUCCCCCCAGCCUUUAGCGCUGCCUGGAGUGCCCUCCGGUGGCAAUUUAAAAGGCCCAGGGUUCUGGGCUUUACCACUGCCACAACAGCAAUGGCUGGGAACCUCAGCCCUCUUGAAUUGCCAGGCCUUGGGGCAGUUGCCCUCUUUGCCUCACCACCCACCCCACCCCCAUCAGCAGGCCUGACCACAUGGACACCUCCUCCCCCCUCCACCCAUUGUGGGCCUUCAUACAAAACUCUGCCUCAGCAGGAGGAGGAGUUUCCUCAUCAUGCAGGGAGGCAGGCCCGUCCACCUUUCUGAAAGGAAGGGGGCUAUCAAUAGGGGACUUUAGAUUUGUGCUUAGUGCUUUUGCCUCUUUGUGAUGCUCACAGCAAAUGUUUUUGCUACAGUUUUUAGCAUAUGCUGCUUUAAACUUUGAUAAUCUUGUGGUACCUUAUUUAAAGCAUAAUUUCUAUAUAUAUUACAUAGUGUCCUCUGUCAUUUAAGCUGUGAGUUAUUGUUUCUAUGGUGUGUGCAUUUUUUUCUCUGGGGACUCAGUGGACAGUCCCAUCAAGUGAAAAAUUAUUCCGAGUUCCUAAAUAAAUAGUUGAAAGCAACAGCGUAUAUGUUUUGUCUCACGUAGUAUCUCACAGCUGCACCCACUCUUCAAUUUAUCCUACAAACAUCUGACAUAUUUUGGAAGCUGG
Messenger RNA from Pelodiscus sinensis (Chinese soft-shelled turtle), 3948 nucleotides. The record is from RefSeq and is a predicted model, not a curated record. Lineage: Eukaryota; Metazoa; Chordata; Testudines; Trionychidae.